Messenger RNA from Cyclopterus lumpus (lumpfish), 1049 nucleotides. Its product is annotated as mesenteric estrogen-dependent adipogenesis protein-like. Lineage: Eukaryota; Metazoa; Chordata; Actinopteri; Perciformes; Cyclopteridae. The transcript has 5 exons. The record is from RefSeq and is a predicted model, not a curated record. Gene Ontology annotation, cellular component: cytoplasm. Bases 1 to 684 code for a protein of 227 amino acids.
AUGUCUGACUUUACAGAGGCUAUUAAAGGACUUGAGACGAGCGGUGACACCAGGACUAUCAGGAAACCGCCGCACAGCAACAUGAGGGUGACAGAAGUGGACGAGUUCCUGAGAAAUCCUCCGGCAGGGUUCUCCGUGGAGGUCCUCCACUCGGGUUACCGAGUCCACAGCAACCCGGACGACAGCCUGGUGCUCAUCGAUGACCUGAACUCCGCAAGACAGAGAAUCAUUUUCCAGAAGUCUCUGGGAAGGAAGGUGAAAAUGCACAAUUUAUGGGAGUACACCAGCAUAAGAAAUAGUCUUCUAUCCAAGACGAUCUAUCUGCUGAUGUCUGCCUACGAAGGGAACGUUUCUGGGACCAAAAAAAAGAAAUCCAGAGUGCUGAUGCAGUUUGUGGUGUCCAUAGACUGCUGCGAUCCGUUCGUCAAGUGGCAGCUGGAGAGAGGCCUGGACCAGGCCAUCUCCUCUGUUGCUGGGGAAAGCUACAAAGUGGAAAUUGAUUUGACUGAAUCACUGGAAAGCUGGGCUGCAAUAAACAGCCACCUCUUAACUGACAAUCGGAUGCCAGUCAAACCUGUUUGGAGAGACUUCUCCUUCACCCUCAAAUACUAUUCGGAUGCAUUCUUUGACUUUGCACACUGGUUUGGGCUCAGUAAAAGAAAAUUUGAUUUGAGAGUGACGUGAGACCACAGUGGAUGGAGAGCAAGACAAAAUGGAUUUGAUCCACUAGUUUUUGAUGUGGAGUCGGGGUCUGAUUCCUCCAGAAAGUUUCUUUAUCAACAGACGCAUGGUUGUAAACUGCCAGGUGAAGAACCAGCUUACCUCUUAGGACUGCACUAUCCUUAUAAUUGCUGUUUGGUUCAGAGGGUGGACAAGACUGACCAAAAAAUUCUGAAUGCAAUGAAGAUUAUUUUUGAAUAUUUUGUGUCUAUAUUUUAAUAUUUUAAAUGUAGGUGUUUUGGAUUGUAAAUAUACUGCACUUUACUGUUGUAUAAAGGGUCAAAUAGUUGCUGCUGCAGAAUAAAAUGUUUAUAGACUUUUAAACCAAA